CUCGUCCUCCCCCAUUCCAACCUCGCGCGCCGUCCCAAUCCCAAAUCCUCGAACCCUACCCGCCGUCCCGUCCCUCCGACCCGGACCCCCUCCCCCUCCAUGCGCCCGCACGACGGCGCCGGCGCCGGCGACGGCGACGAGCGCCUCUUCGCGGGCGUCCGCUUCGCGCUCGUCGGCUUCGACCCCGCCUCCGAGUCCCAGUACCGGUCCGAGAUGGUGCGGCUCGGCGGCGCCGACGCCGGCGGGCACGGCGCGGCGGGGUGCACCCACGUGGUCGUCUUCGGCCUCGUCCACGAUGAUCCGGUGUGCGUGGCGGCGCGGGAGGACGGGAAGAAGGUCGUGACUGAGCUGUGGGUGGACGAUAGCUUGGAUGCCGGAGUGAUUGCCGAUGCCGACCGGGUAUUGUAUAAGCCAGUGAGAGAUCUGGAUGGCAUACCGGGCAGUCAAUCGCUGAACAUUUGCCUGACAGGGUACCAAAAGGAUGGGCGUGAAGACAUCAUGAAAAUGGUUACUUUAAUGGGAGCACAGUUUUCUAAGCCUUUGAUAGCACACAAAGUCACCCAUCUCAUUUGCUACAAAUUUGAAGGUGAGAAGUAUGAACUUGCUAAAAUGGUGAAUAUCAAUCUUGUUAAUCACCAAUGGUUGGAAGAUUGCUUAAAGGCCUGGGAAAUUCUUCCAAUUGAUAAUUAUAACAGAAGUGGUUGGGAACAAGAGAUGAUGGAGGUACAAGUUCAGGACUCCGAAGAUGAAGCAGAAGAUGCUGGCAGAGGUUUAUCUCAUAGCAGAAGCAUUGCCAGAAGUGUGUCUGUUACAGGGAUGAGAAUGGGAACUCAUGUUGAUCCUGAUGUCCGUGCAUCCGUUCAUGGUCUUACUGUCUCCCCUGGCAGUUCCGAGAUUACUGCAGGAAGACACCUGGGCACUCCAGAACAGGGUAGUAAAGAUGUAUGCAUAAUGCCCCUUGAUGUUAGAGCUGACAUACAAAACACUCAUAACACAAAUGGUGUGACAAAUUCUGCUGAUCCUGAGGCACACGAUUCUAUCCAUCCUCCUAUUAACUCCAGUAGCAAUGGAAAGGCUCCUGGAGAUCACAUUACCAGAGAUGAAACCAAAGAUGGUGAUAAAAGGCCACUCGCCGCUUCUACUCUCAACACAAAUGGGCUCACAGAAUGUGCUGAUCAUCUUGUACAUCAAGCAACUAUGGUAUCUCCUGUUCCAGUAGUCAACAAACACAACAUUGAUGGAGAAUAUUUGGACAAUCCCUGUCAGUUCACUGGCAACAAUGUUAGUUUACUAACAUCUUCUGCAGAGAGUCUCUUGAAGAAAGCAUUGCACUCGUCAUGUAUGAGUGGAAACGUCGAUCAUAAGGAUGAUGUACCUGUAGCUGAUCUUGCUGCCAAAGUUGGUCAAGCAAACGUAGAAGGAACUGCAUCCUUGCUUAAGGCUAAUUUGGUAUCACCAGGCAAUUCUGCGUCGAAGACUACACCGAUCUUAAGCUACUCCAGAAAGCGUUCUCGGAAGUCAGUUUCACCCGGAACUAAUUUAAAUUCGGUUGACCAAACAGCAUCUCCCCAAAGUUUUGAGAGAAAUACACCAAAUGUCGAGUUUAAUAUCUCUGCAUCAAUGAAGAGCGAUGAUAAAAUUAGCGAGCUUGCUGAUGCCAAAAGCCUGAGAGACGAAGCAAUAAAACAUGUGGAUAGACCAGACUCUAUACUUGCUCAGAUGAAGUGCAGCCUUUCUUCAGCCAGUCCAAAACUGCUAAAUGGAGGCACAGACUCAGCACCUGGAACUGCAAAUAGUCCUUUCUCAAGCAGGGGAAUUGCAUUUGACGCAGCAACAGUUUCUGAUCUGGGGGAAAAUUCCACUGGAUCUCGACUCACUAAAGCUAAUGGUAAAGUAAACAGCGAUGUUAUUGUGAAUCUUAUGGAGACACAGAAGUCUGACUCUUCUAAAAAGAAGCUGUUGAGCUAUAGGAGGACUUCUUUGAAGCUUGCAAGGUCUUCUGAAGCAGAAAAACUUCCUGAAAUUUUUGAUAAUGAGACGAAGGUAGAGUUACCAGCUAAAGCAAAGGAACUGGCACAGCAUGAAGCAGCAGCAGAGAAGGAACGUGCUAUAAGCCCUUCUAUUAACUCUGAAGUUGAAAAAACAAUUUCAAGUUUCUCUCAUCAAGAUCAGAAUGUAGCAACGAGUAAUGCAUCACAGGUUAAUAGCAUGGAAGCGGUAGCUAUGGACUUGCAGCAUGACAAGGAGGUUUCUCAUGCAACCAUGGAAGCAGGUGCUAGGAAAGUAUCGACUUCUAGAGUGAAGAAUGCUGGUGCUAAGAGGCUUCGGAGUGCUACAAAUGGUAGACGCCGAUCACCUGCACGUUGUAAAAAUGAGUCCAAGUCUAAGCAUGGUAUCGAGGCAGUUCUAUCUCAUGAAAACAUAGAAGCAGAAAAAGGAAAUAAUUGUACCAGUCCGAAUGCUGCUGAAUGUAGAAUAUCCUUUCCUGAAGAAAUCCUGAGAAGUAGAGCAGACACAAUUGCCAAGAACUCACUGAAUGCCAACAGUGAGAUGAAUGAUGUGCUAGCGGCUUCAAAGCUGGAGUUUGCUAAUGUGAUUUCAAGGGGAAGUAGCCCUAAAAAACUUCCAAGCGGCACAACUGAUGAUCAAUUUCAAAGAGGUUCAUCUGAGAAGGUGGCAUAUGCCAUAGCAAGGAGUGCUGUUCCAGAAGUUUCCCAGCCUGCUGACAUUAAGAUGACUGAUGAACCAACCGCUGAUAAAGCCAAGGCAGUAUCUUUGAAGUCGAAUUUUUGUGAUGCAGUUCCCCAAGCUUCCACUGAAAAGCUUUCAAGCACUGCAAGUGCUGAUAACCAUGAAACAUGCGCUCCUGAUGGAGUACCAAAGAACAGAGUGCGCAAAGGAGUUGCGAAGAGGAAAAUUUCUGCCACACAACAGUAUGUAUCUGGUAGUGAACCUUAUAACACUGGUGGUGUCUUCCCAUCUGAAGCUGAAGUUGACACAAUCAAGAGGGCUGCAGAGUGCUCAACAAAUGCUGACAAGGCAAUGGCGGAUAAGGAUGUCCAGAGUGCUAAUAAGGAUGGUACAGCAAAUGAAGUUGGAUCAUUUUGCAAAGAUUCCUUUGAGGACAUAUCGGAAGAUGCGCAAAAAAUAAAGCCGUGGAGCAGCAAAAAGAAAAAGGUUGCAGAUGUGAUGGAUGUUUCUACUCACCAUGAGAAGGAGAAUGUACCAUCCAAAGAUGUGCAAAACAAAAAGCCCAGGAGCAGCAGAAAGAAGAAAGUUGCAGAUGCAGUGGAUGGUUUUACUGACCAUAACAAGGAGAAUGUACCAUCCAAAGAUGUGCAAAACACAAAGCCAAGGAGCAGCAAAAAGAAAAAAGUUGCAGGUGCAAUGGAUGGUUCUACUGACCAUAACAAGGAGAAUGUACCAUCCAAUGCUGAUCUCUCUCCUAAAUCAAAAUACGGAAAUACCUGUGUAAGUUCCAAAUGUAUCACAAAAUCGGUUCAGAAUGGGAAAGAUGUGCCUGGUGACCACAGUAUAAGAGAAGGAAAUGAUUGCACAACCUUGGCCUUGUUGGAACCAACAUGGUUUAUUUUAAGCGGGCAUGGCUUACUGAGGAAGGAUUGUAUGUCGAUACUUAGACGCCUGAAGGGUAGAGUAUGCAGGGGUUCACAUCAGUGGUCUUUCCAAGCGACACAUUUUAUCGCACCCGAGCUCCGCAGAACCGAAAAAUUCUUUGCAGCUGCUGCAGCUGGGAGGUGGAUACUCAAGUCUGAUUACUUGAGUGCUUGCAAUGAGGCUGGCAAGUUUGUAGAGGAAGAACCAUUUGAGUGGCACGGUGAUGGCCCUAACAACGGCGACACAAUAAGUUUGGAUGCUCCAAGGAAAUGGCGGCAACUAAGGGAACGUACUGGACAUGGUGCCUUCCACGGGAUGAAGAUCAUCAUAUAUGGAGAGUGCAUUUCUCCAUCAUUGGACACGCUGAAGCGUGCGGUGAAGGCCGGUGAUGGCACCAUCUUAGCAACCUCCCCACCUUACACCCGGGUACUGAAACAUGGCGCCAGUUUUGUGGUCGUAUCAGCAGGCGUGCCGGGCACAGACGCAUGGGUCCAGGAGUUCGUGAGCCACGACAUCCCCUGCAUCAGCGCGGACUACCUGGUGGAGUACGUGUGCAAGCCCGGCCACCCUCUGAACAAGCACGUCCUCUUCAACAUGCACGACCUGGCAGACAGGUCCCUGCAGAAGCUACAGCGUUCUCAGCAAGGUGAACUUGGCGGCGCCGGCACUGCAGAGGCGGCAGCUGGGGGAGGCGACCCCGAAAUAAGCUGUUCUGCUUGCGGAUCGAGCAACCGGGAAGGAGCCGUCAUGUUGAUAUGCCGCGGCAGCAGCGAGGGGAGCAAGGCUGGCUGCGGCGCUGGGAUGCAUGCCGAUUGCCUGAACCCGCAGCCUGGAGCUAGUGCUGCUCUGGAUGGUGAGUGGUUGUGCCCCAAGUGCGACGACGGGCGUGUGAAAGCGAAACCACCUCCUAAGAAGAAGGCCAAGAAAGGUGGCAGCAGAUCAGGAAAGCCCAAGCGCAAAUGACCAUUGUGGCUCUGUUGGUGCUGUUUUAUUUUUGGCGAGGACUGUCGCUGCUGUGUUACUACUACUACUAUAUAUACUAAUAGACUGCCCGUGCGAUUGCCACGGGCUUUUGAAAUAGUUUGCAA
Triticum dicoccoides is the source of this 4703-nucleotide messenger RNA. Its product is annotated as BRCT domain-containing protein At4g02110-like. Lineage: Eukaryota; Viridiplantae; Streptophyta; Magnoliopsida; Poales; Poaceae. The coding region runs from base 100 to 4578 and encodes 1492 amino acids. The transcript has 10 exons. The record is from RefSeq and is a predicted model, not a curated record.